AGCUCAGAAGCUACUGCAUUCGCCUCCAACCGCCUGCAAAACGCCCACCUGCAUCUGCAGUCAGUCGCAUUCGUGGUCAACGUCCCCGCCACCAGCUAUCCUCAUGUAUCCUUCCUCCUCCUCGACAUCUCAUGGGCACCAGCACCGGCACCAGAACCAGAACCAGCAACAGCAACAGCAGCAACAACAAAAGCAGCACGACCAGUUUCAACACAGCCAUACACGACAUCACUCCACCUCCAGUGCUACAGCUUGUUCCCUGCGCAGCGGACAUGGAUUGAUACUCCGCCAACAUCCACCACCAACCCCUUCCCACGCAUCAUCCUUAGAUGACAAUAACUUUGACGACAUCAACUUAUCUGUUCCUUCCGCUGCUUUCCACCAAACCGACACGAGAUACCAGCCUGGCCCCUCACCCUUCGACGACUACACCCAGCCACCCAGCCACACCCAGCGCUCUCUCACAAACACCUUCCUCGACAACUGCCGACCCUUCGUGAACCAGGCUGCCUCUACGAUCCAACAGACCUCCAAAGGCGCUCUGCAUUCGCCCACCAAAUCUCUCGCCAGCUUCAUCUCCCUCCGUGGCUCCAAGAUCGCCGAAGAAGACCAGGAGCAAGACCGUCCAGUCUCCGCAAAACGUAAUAGCAAAUUCGGCGCGCUGUUUGUUGGUGCUUCGGCACACGUUAAUCUGGGCCUCGUGCCCUCGAAGACACCACGUCAUCUUCACGUUGAUGAAGAAGAAGAAGAGGGCGAAGAUUCAGACGACGACAUGUUCACUACGAGGAAUUCUACGGCGCCAACGCUGCAACGGCGAACCACCUCGCAAUCCGCCACGAACAAAUUCUCGUGGCUACUGCCGUCUGUCGGUGUAAAGGGUCCUCGAGUCUCGCAACCGGCGCGCACGGAAGAUAGCAGUGAUGAGCUGCUAACUCUAAACGUUCAGCAUGCUCUGUUUCCACACGGCCCAACAGAUCCACUGGAUCCUGCGUCUUUCAACGAUCUUCUUGAAGCUGCUGAGAAUCUGCUCCAACGCUACCAAAGCGCGUACCGUUCACAAGCCGAACAGAUUGCAGAACUCAAAGCAGAACAGAGCGUACAGGAUGAGGAAUGUGACGAGCUUGAGACUCGUUCGCGCCAUCUCAAAAUUCAGCUAGACGACAUGUCCGCGCGAGCAGCCGAACAAGACGCUGAAAUGCAGUCUCUCCAGCAGCAGCUCCAAAAGGAACGACAAUUGCGGAUUGCAGAGGAAGAAGCCCGUUUACGUCGCAGAACUUCAUAUGACCAACGUGACGACCCAGCGUGGUCUCGGCGGCAAGCUAAGCGGACGUCCAACUCGGCGAUUAGCUUUACAGAUUCUGGCUUCGACUCAGAUAGUGAGGGCACGGCGUCGUCGGCUGCAAGUCUCGCACAUGUUGAAGCCUGUUCACCAAAUUGGACUUCUUACCAUCACACACUCACCCCACCUUCGACAUGUACUCUCGCAUCGCUUCAAAAUGCACAGCCACAGGAAGCCAUCGCAAUGUCUCUGACACCCACACGCUCAUUACAGCCAAGUCGCCAGCAAGUCACCAGUCGAAAGAUGCCCAUGCAUCAUACUCGAUUCGGCGACGAUGAGACGGACAGUCUGAGGCAGCAAUCGGGGGCAUUCAAUGUCAUCCGAACUGUCAGACAGGAGAAUGCACAACUGAGCUUGCAGCUCCAAGCCUGCGAUGACGCAGUGGACGAUGUGCUCGAUUAUAUCAGGAGCCUAGGGGUUUAAGCGCUUGCUAAGGGGGGGUCGUUGGUGGUGGUACAAAGUUACAUCCCUUGUGUUAAUGUGUAUCUUGGUAGAUUCGUAAGAGCAAUCAAUCAACAAAUACUUGGAAUUGUCGCGAUACGUGAUUGGCUCGGGGGUUUUUGGGUGAUGGGCACUCGACACUGCACAGUCAGUUUAGCACCUCACAUCAUAGCGCGAUCUGAGACGAGGCUGGCUUGACUGCUGACUUCUG
Pseudovirgaria hyperparasitica is the source of this 1991-nucleotide messenger RNA. RefSeq lists its product as uncharacterized. Bases 104 to 1762 code for a protein of 552 amino acids. The transcript has a single exon. Lineage: Eukaryota; Fungi; Ascomycota; Dothideomycetes; Acrospermales; Acrospermaceae. The record is from RefSeq and is a predicted model, not a curated record.